This is a messenger RNA of Penicillium coprophilum, 1926 nucleotides long. RefSeq lists its product as uncharacterized. NCBI's taxonomy places the organism in Eukaryota, Fungi, Ascomycota, Eurotiomycetes, Eurotiales, Aspergillaceae. Bases 1 to 1926 code for a protein of 641 amino acids. The transcript has 3 exons. The record is from RefSeq and is a predicted model, not a curated record.
AUGCUUUGGGCUGCAUUGCUCUUGUUAUCGGGUAAUGCCGUCGCAACGCGUCAUGAUUCGGAUUUGAUGUCUUUUGUGACGCUCCCUGAAGUUCGGGCCUUGAAAUGGGAGGUUGAAUACCAUGACCGCGAGCGGUUGGCCCCCGGAUACUGGUUCGUCGCGCCAUAUGGGCAAAUCAGCCCAGAGAAACCCACCAUGAAAUAUCAACAAUACCAAGUCGGACCCUACAUUUACGAUGACAGUGGCGUCCUUAUCUGGGCUGGAGCGCCCUUGUACGACAAUCAUAAUGUCUUCGACUUCAAGCCGGUACACAACAUCGGGGAUGACCCUUAUCUGUCGUUCAUUGUGGGGUGGGAAUACGAUGAUUCCAAGAAGGGCCACGGCGCGAUUGUGAACAAUCACUACGAGGUGGAAAAAGAGGUCCAGGCUCUCAGCGAUGUCCAUGAUUUCAACAUGCACGAAUUCAACAUUAUGGAUGGUGGAAAGACUGCAUUGGCUUGCAUAUAUCGACCCCAGCUCGUCAGUCUGACCGACUUCGGACGCCCAACGGAAGAGAGUUGGGUUACGGUUGGUGGAUUUGUCGAGGUGGAUAUCGAAACCAGCAAGGUUCUGGUGCAGUGGGAUUCAUUCGACAAGAUUGAUCUGCACGAAUCGACCAUGUUCCAUGAAUCGGAUGCCCCAGCUGGAUCGCCCGGUUGGGACUACGUACAUAUCAAUGCAGUCGACAAAAACGAGGCCGGCGACUAUUUGAUCUCAUUGCGGUUCACCAAUACCAUUUACUUGAUUUCUGGCAAGGAUGGAAACAUCUUAUGGCGCUUGGGUGGAAAAGAGAGCAAUUUCGAGCAGGACUUUACCUUCUCUAAGCAGCAUGAUGUCAAGUUUGUCUCGUCAGACGGCACCCACCACGUGAUCUCGAUGCUGAACAAUGCCUCCGACGAAGGUGGCCAGGACGAGAAGAUAUCCUCCGUUUUGUUCAUCGAGCUAGACACAAGUCUUGUCCCUAUGACCGCCAAGGUGAUUAAGCGGAUUAAUCGCCCCGAUAGUGGUCUCACCCGACUCCGUGGUAGCGCUCGCGCCCUUCCCAACGGCAACGUCUUUAUCGGAUGGAGCGAGCGCGGCUACUCGAGCGAGCACGCAUCGAACGGCGAUCUUCUAAUGACCGCCCGGUUUGUAUCAGAUCGGUACUCAACCUAUCGCUCUUACAAGGGUGAGUUUAUCGGUCGCCCCACUGCGCCUCCAGACCUAGUCGCAUCGGUCUACGGUACCAGCGACGAGGACAUGACAACGAUCAUCCACGUCAGCUGGAACGGUGCGACCGAUGUCGUUCAGUGGAAAUUCUACGCGCAGGCCCGUGACCACGGUCAAUCUGUGCUCCUCGGCACCACCAACAAAACAGACUUCGAGACCAUGUUCAUCGCCGAUGGUUAUAUGGACUUUGUUUCCGCAGAGGCCAUCGAUACCGACGGCAAUGUCAUGCAUACUUCUGAAAUCAUGCGCACUGGAACCCCACCCGACUGGAAAGCCGCCGGCUGGACCGGUUCUGGCUCCGGCCCUACUCCUGACGACCCCUCGAUCAUCGUCGCUGCGAACAACGAUAACACGAAGUCGAUGUCUUCCGCCGACACCAAUGGCGACAAAGCGACCGAAUCGAUCAAGAACAGUACAUCCACUGGUUCUGGCGACCGUUCAAAUGCCCAAUACGCUGACGCGAAGGAGGUCGCCAAGAAUGUUGCCAAGGCCUACGAGGUCGUCCGCGCAAUUGGCAAUCUCCUCAUCUUUAUCCUUCUGGCUGGCGUUUUGUGCGGAGGCGGGUUUGCUGCCCGGCGGUUCAUGCGCACCCGCCGUGGCCGCCGCUACCAGGAGGUCCCCUCUGGGGAGCGUCUCCCCGUGGAAGAAUUCCGUCUCUCUUCCCACCAACGGUCUUGA